Messenger RNA from Lolium rigidum, 556 nucleotides. RefSeq lists its product as uncharacterized. The record is from RefSeq and is a predicted model, not a curated record. The transcript has 4 exons. NCBI's taxonomy places the organism in Eukaryota, Viridiplantae, Streptophyta, Magnoliopsida, Poales, Poaceae. Bases 45 to 326 code for a protein of 93 amino acids.
CUCCACCCAGCGCCGAAGUUGGUGAAUCCAAACGAAUCGAAGCCAUGGCAUCUCGUCUGCUCGCGGCGGCGGCGUCCUCCUCCUCGUCUUCCUCCCCACUCGCCCGCCUCAUCUCCAGGCGCGGUCUCGCUGGCGCCGCAGAUCACCACGGCUCCACCAAGGUCAACAUGUGGCAAGAGCCCAUGAACCCGGGGAACUGGAAGGAAGAGCACUUUGUGCUUGCCAGUCUUGCAAUGUGGGGGGGCAUCGUCUAUGGUGGACUGAAGGCAUUUGGUGGUGGGAAGAAGGAAGUCAAAACUGAGGUGGCACCAGCACCAGCGCAUUGACCUACAUCAUCAGGGUUUAAUUUCACACCGCAACUGUAUGUUGUUUUCUGCUUUAAGUAUGUCGUUGAGGAUAAACAGUGGCAACUGAGAUGCAUAUUUUAAGGUGGGCAAAGUUUUGAUGAGCUGCACUACUCAGCCACCAUGAAUAAUCUUAAGGCAGUGUAACUUGAUGUUUGUGGACACUGCAAAUGCUCUGUUUUAUACCAGUCCAUUGAUUGGUGUCUUGCUAA